Messenger RNA from Gekko japonicus, 566 nucleotides. It is a transcript of the gene MTCP1, whose product is annotated as mature T-cell proliferation 1. Gene Ontology annotation, molecular function: protein serine/threonine kinase activator activity. The transcript is spliced from 3 exons. Bases 41 to 487 code for a protein of 148 amino acids. The record is from RefSeq and is a predicted model, not a curated record. Lineage: Eukaryota; Metazoa; Chordata; Lepidosauria; Squamata; Gekkonidae.
UGGGAGCCGAGGGAGGGCCGUCGUAGCAAGCGAUCGGGGCAUGGCAGAAGGAGAGGAAGGUGGUGAUGCCAGAGCCCCGCCCGUCCGCCUCUGGGUGCGACGGAUAGGUGUCUAUUGCGAUGAAAACCAGAAAACAUGGCUGGUGGCACCCGAAGAGGCAAGUAAGAACAUUCUUAGCAAUCGUCUUUUUGAUUAUUUGGAGAGCGUUGGCCUUUUUUGUUUCAUGAAAGCGGUCGCUCAUGUUGCUCGCUCUGGGCUUCUCCCACAGGAGGCAGGCACCCUGAAAGCCCGGAUCCGAAGAGUCCCGGUCCCCCUGGGCGAGGCCGUCCGCCCCAGCCGCCUGCCUGCAUCCCGGCUGCCCCACAUGUGGCAGCUCUCGGAGGGGCAGCAGUACAGGGACAGCAACUUUCGAAUCUGGGAUAUUGAACACCAUUUGCAAAUCAUGGGAGUGGAGGAGCUGCUCCUGAGACUUCUGCCAAGCGAUUAAAUCCGGAGCUGUGACUCUAGGAUGAUGUCCCUGUUUGUUUUUAUGUGGUCACUCCCAGCAGUAGAACGCAGCUGCCUCA